Messenger RNA from Hypomesus transpacificus, 1713 nucleotides. RefSeq names its product disabled homolog 2-like. The record is from RefSeq and is a predicted model, not a curated record. Bases 90 to 1232 code for a protein of 380 amino acids. NCBI's taxonomy places the organism in Eukaryota, Metazoa, Chordata, Actinopteri, Osmeriformes, Osmeridae. The transcript has 10 exons.
ACACGACUGGAGGUUUAAAUCAAGCCAAGGAGUAGAGCUGACCGACAUCCUGGCAGAUUCAUAAACAACGGUAACAGCUGCACAUCAUUAUGGAGUCCGACCAAGAUGCCACUAAGACGGCUGUGAGCUGUCCCAAGGACCAAGGACCUGUCAAGACAUGGCUCUCUUCCAACAGAAGAGGGGGGGUCAAUCCGAAGACAGUCAUAGACGUUGCCUCACGUUUCCAAGGAGACGGGGUUCGUUUUAAGGCCAAGCUUAUUGGCGUAGAUCCGGUUCUAGAACCUCAGGGGGAGAAGAUGUGUCUGGACUCCAUGAUGAAAAUGAAGGGCCAGGAGGUGGCAGGCAGGAGUCAGGGUAAACACAAGCAGAGGGUUUGGCUAAAGGUCUCCACUGCUGGCCUGAAAAUUGUAGAUGAAAGGACAGGGGUUGUGGAGCACGAUCACGAGUGUGGGAGGAUCAGCUCCUUGAGGAAGGACGAGUCAGAUCCAAGAGCUCUCUCCUACGUCUACCACAGUGAUGGAUCCUACAAACUCUUCUACAUCAAGAUGGCUAACCUGGCUGACCCUGUCCUUACUGACAUCACAGAAGUGUGUCAAAGUCUGGAUGAAGUGGCAGAAAAUAACGAAGUAUCACAAGCAACUGAUACUGGUUCCUUGCUACUACUUGAUGAAGAUGCAACCAGUCCAACAAAGGGCCUGGAUGAUCUGGACAUCUUCAACCUCGGGCCUAGCUCUCCAACAGGUCAACCAACGCAGAUGUCCUCCAGGGAUGAGCUGAUGGAUAUCUUCUCCUUACGUCUGGAGGACCCACCAGCUACCAGUGAAAACUCAGAUAUGAACCUACCAAGAUCUCCACAACAAACCCCAUCACUAUCUCAGACCCUCUACACCCAUCCAAUAGGGGGCUCUCCCUAUACAUCACCAACCUCCAUCCCUUGGGGCCAGCAAGGGCCCUUCUCGACCCCUCCAAGCAUGGCUUGGGGAGCUCAAGCCCCAGGCCAGUGGUCCACCCAGCCUGGUGUGGCAGCAUGGCCACCAGGUGGCAUGAUACCUCAUGGGGGAGCUCAGAUGCAGGGCUAUGGACUGGGAGUGAUGAACUCUCAGCCGGGAGGUCAGUGGGGUCAGUCUACAGUGAGCUUUCCCCCAGCUGCUAUCAACUACAUCCCUUUCGAUGGAGAAGGAGUACAGCAGCCUGUCUCUCCUACAACCAUUAACAAACCUCCACUGGGGUGAACUUACUGAGAAAGUUGCUAUUUUCUGUGAUGCUUUUUUAAUAAGGUGAUUUAAAAGGUUUUGGUAUAGGCUUGCCACUUGUAUUUUUUCAAACGUUUUUUUCUGUGAUUAUGAUCUGGAGAUAUAUUGUCAAUCGAGAAUGAUUCUGUAUUCAGAUUAAAAUAGGUUCAAUAUGGUAUUCUGCAGAUUUUUAUGGAGGUGGGAUGAUAUACCUGUUUACAAACUGAUGACAAAUGUGUGUUUUGAUAAAUUAUGAAUUUGUCAUGUCAUGUUCUAAUUUUCUCACGUGUCUAGAUAAGAGUUGUCCUUGGAAAUCUACCCCUCGUGUUAAUUUAUGACAUAUUGAUUACAUUGAUUUGUGUGUGUUGAGGUUGUAUUUAGGCUUUCUGAGAAGGCUAUACAAACAUAUAUUCCAAGUUGAAAUAGACAUUAGACUUUCUUCAAGUUGUGUAAGAAAUUGUGUCGAUUAAAAGAAUCAAGC